UUGAAAAACUGCAAGUCCCAGAGAUCCCGGCAUCAGUGAACCUCCAACGGGGCUUAAAUAACAUGGCAGCUCCAUCCAGCAACACAUGCGGGCUCACAGAGCACUCUAUCAGGGAGAGGGUCCCCCCUCUGCUCACGGACCUGUACCAGUUCACCAUGGCGUACGCGUACUGGCGGACCGGGCGGCACCAGGAGCCCGCCGUGUUUGAGCUCUUCUUCAGGGACAACCCUUUCGGCGGCGGCUUCUCGCUGUUCGCCGGGUUGCACGACUGCCUGCUGUUCCUGCGCAGCUUUCGCUUCACAGACGAAGAUGUGGAGUUCCUGCGCUCAGUCCUGCCCCCGGCCACAGACCCCGCCUUCUUCCAGUUCCUGCGAGGCCUGGACUGCUCUGGCGUCACGCUCCGUGCCAUCCCAGAGGGCACUGUUGUGUUUGCUAGGGUGCCUCUGAUGGAGGUGUCAGGUCCGCUGGCUGUUGUUCAACUGCUGGAGACUAGUUUAUUGUGUCUGGUCAACUAUGCCAGUCUGGUGUGCAGUAACGCGGCACGUUUCCGCCUGGCGGCGGGCCCCAAAAGAAAGCUGCUGGAGAUGGGCCUGAGGAGGGCGCAGGGACCAGAUGGAGGGCUCACCGCCUCACGAUACACACACAUUGGAGGGUUUGAUCUAACCAGUAACGUUCAGGCUGGUUUCCUGUUUGGUGUCCCAGUCGCAGGCACCAUGGCACACUCCUACGUCACUUCCUUUACCUCCCUGGAUGAGGUCUGGCCACAAACUCUUGAGGCGUUGAACGGGGACUCCACUCCAGUUGACAUAAUUUCAUUGACCAAGGGCUGGUUGCGUCGCGUGUGUGAGCUCCUGGGAUCGCAGCCUGGGAAGAUCCACGAGGGCGAGUUGGCGGCCUUUUUGUCCUACGCCAUCGCCUACCCUCAGAACUUCCUCCCUGUGAUUGACAGCUUCAGCGUUGGCUGCAGUGGCCUGUUGAACUUCUGCGCUGUGGCCUUGGCGCUGUGCGAGUUGGAAUACAGGCCGGUCGGAGUUCGUCUGGACAGCGGGGAUCUCUGUAGGCAGUCGCUAGAAGUCCGCCGUGUGUUCAGACUCUGCAGCGAGCAUUUCUCCGUCUCUGCCUUCGACUCACUGAUCAUCGUCGGGACCAACAACAUCACAGAGCACAGCAUGGCGGAGCUUAACAAGAAGGAGAAUGAGAUCGAUGUGGUUGGUGUUGGAACACAUCUGGUCACCUGCACACAACAACCUUCACUCGGCUGUGUGUACAAGCUGGUGGAGGUGAGGGGUAGUCCCAGGAUGAAGAUCAGCGAGGACCCAGAGAAGAGCACUGUCCCUGGAAGGAAAGCUGUCUACAGGCUGAUAGAUGCUGAGGGCCAUGCUUUUCUGGACCUGGUGUGUCUGGUUGCAGAGGCUCCUCCUGAGGCAGGAGUGUCUGUGAGCUGUUACCCUCUGAGCUGCGAUACCUCCUGCAUGUCAGUCAUUCCCGCUCAGGUCACCUGUCUGCGCCAGGACAUGUUUACCAAAGGACAGGUCACACAGCCUCUGUGCAGCACUACAGAAACUAGAGCAAAGGUCCAGAGCUCCCUCCAGACUCUGCACCCUCGACACAAGAGGCUGCAGGAGCCAGACUCUUACACAGUGGCCCUGUCAGAGAAGCUUCAUACCCUGGUUACAGAGAUUCGAAAAGGAAGCUCCCACAAUAGCAAUUUUCUGUUGGCCAAUUGAAAAUAAUCCUUGACAACUGCCCUGUUGUUAUUUCCUGUUAUUCAAAACAUUAUUUUUUCAAAGUGCCUUAAAUUAAAACAAGAGCAUACUUUUUAGAAGAAGUGGUUAGGGUAAGUAACCAGUGUUUACCAGUGUUAAUACAGUAACCAGUGUUAAUACAUACCAGUAUUAACACUAUCCUUUCCAAAUACAGGAACACACAGAUGUGUCUUAACAACAGGGUCAAAAUGAACACAAGUCAAUAGGACUUUUUUACUUGAAAGCUAAGCAGGGACAGGUGGAAGAAAAUGUUGAUGGGGCCCUAUUAUGCUUUUUGGGGUUACCCCUUUCCUACAGUGACUAAUAUAGGUUUUUAUUGUAUGUAACUGGUCUGCAUGAAACACCUUUGAUUGGACUCCUUUAAUUCUUCCGCAACAUAGUGACAUACGUAACUGGUGUGCUUCUAUUGGCUAGAGCUCCAACACAUUGUACGUGAUAGGCUAAGAGGUGGAACAUCUCUAAGCAGUUGAACAAUCAAAAAAGAGCCGGCCAGCUAACCAAUCAGAGCAGAUUGGGCUCUGUUUUUUAGGCAGAGGGUGAAAAGAGGUGCUACAGCACAGGCAGUAUGAGAAAGAUAUGUCCCAGUAGAGGCACAACAUAAAUAAUGAAACCCUGAUAGUGCGUAAUAGGGCCCCUUUAAACAAACCAUUUUACUUGAUUACUUUUGUUAUGCUGGAAUUUUUUUUUUUUUUAUGUCUUUUCAGUUUUCAAUUGAUGGAUAAUGAAGCUGUGGGGCACCGUCAGUCACACUUGCUAUAUUAACACGUCAAUGUAAAUAAGAAGCUAAUGCUCUUUUGACCUCUUUUUUCUUCUUCAUAUUUUUGGUUUGAGUCUGCGAUCCAAAUUUAAAUAAAGAAGCUUCUCUGCUAAAAAUGUUUUUCGAAAUGUAACAUUAAUUCUCUCAAAUUGAUCACAAAAGUGACCUAAUUCUAAAGAGUUUCCUAAAAAAAAGUUUAUUUACAUCAAUAAUAAGAGUUAAAUAUUUGGAUCAUUUGUUAAACUUAAAGCUCAGUAAAUAUGCAUUUUUGCUAACACUAUUGCCUGGACAACCUUAUAAAACAGCUUCGGAAAGAUUAAGAGACCAGUCCAAAUUCUUCUUAGAUCUUUAUCUCUACAUGUAUGGCAGCCAUUCAGUGUCUGUUGAAUUUCAACACAGAAAUUGUCAGUAGUUUAAAGAAUACAAUAAAAUAAACUCAAACUCAAAGACAUAUCUAUAAAUAAUAAAACAAGAGAAAAUUAUAAUGCUGAAGUGGUCUCUUAAUUUUUUUCCGGGGCUGUAUGUCAAUGCUAUGCUUUUCAGCUGGAAAACUAAUUUUUUCAUUAAUUAUUAAAAUAUUCAUGCAACUUUACAUUCUGACAAUAUUUUGUAUUUCACCAUUUUUAAAAUACCUAAUCAAACAACAUAUAUAUGUUUAUUUUUGUUUCGUACAGCAUUUGUAUUAAAGCCAUUAAAUCUAGAAUUGUAUCUUGGUCUGUACAUUUCUGCGCAAAUAUUUGGGAUUAAAGAAAGAUGUAUGAAGA
Eleginops maclovinus (Patagonian blennie) is the source of this 3287-nucleotide messenger RNA. It is a transcript of the gene naprt, whose product is annotated as nicotinate phosphoribosyltransferase. The record is from RefSeq and is a predicted model, not a curated record. Gene Ontology annotation, biological process: NAD+ biosynthetic process via the salvage pathway. Lineage: Eukaryota; Metazoa; Chordata; Actinopteri; Perciformes; Eleginopidae. Bases 63 to 1727 code for a protein of 554 amino acids. Gene Ontology annotation, molecular function: nicotinate phosphoribosyltransferase activity. Gene Ontology annotation, cellular component: cytosol. The transcript is spliced from 13 exons.